Callorhinchus milii (elephant shark) is the source of this 1225-nucleotide messenger RNA. RefSeq names its product dnaJ homolog subfamily A member 1-like. Bases 29 to 1225 code for a protein of 398 amino acids. Gene Ontology annotation, cellular component: cytoplasm; cytosol. Lineage: Eukaryota; Metazoa; Chordata; Chondrichthyes; Chimaeriformes; Callorhinchidae. Gene Ontology annotation, biological process: protein refolding; response to heat. Gene Ontology annotation, molecular function: ATP binding; Hsp70 protein binding. The record is from RefSeq and is a predicted model, not a curated record. The transcript has 8 exons.
GUCUCCUGUGCCCAGGCUGCGGGUAAACAUGGUGCUGGAAACCGGAUAUUACGAUAUUCUCGGAGUCGAACCCGGUUCCUCCACAGAAGAAAUCAAGAAGGCCUAUCGCAAACUGGCGCUGAAGUUCCACCCCGACAAAAACCCAGAGGAGGGGGAACGGUUCAAGGGCAUUUCUCAAGCCUACGAGGUCCUUUCGGAUUCGAAGAAGCGAGACCUAUACGAUAGAGGUGGUGAGGAGGCCAUUAAAGGUGGAGGAACAAGCGGUGGGUUUCACUCACCGAUGGAUAUCUUUGACAUGUUUUUCGGUGGUGGCGGUCGAAUGCACUCCAGGCCAGAGCGAAGAGGGAGAAACGUGGCCCAUCAGUUAUCAAUGUCCUUGGAAGACAUGUACAACGGAGCUACCAGGAAGCUUACUCUGCAGAAGAAUGUGAUCUGCCAGAAAUGUAAUGGAUACGGAGGAAAGGAGGGGUCUGUGGAGCGCUGUCCGAACUGCAGGGGGAGUGGUACUGAGGUCCACAUCCAACAGAUAGGGCCUGGUAUAAUCCAGCAAAUUCAGACCAUGUGCUCGGAGUGUCGAGGAGAGGGCGAGCGGAUUAACGCCAAGGACAGAUGCAAGACGUGCAGCGGCAAGAAAGUAGUGCGAGAGAAGAAGAUCUUGGAGGUGCACGUAGACAGAGGGAUGAAGGACGGACAGAAGAUCACAUUCCACGGAGAGGGUGACCAGUUGCCGGGACUUGAGCCUGGCGAUGUGAUAAUUAUCCUCGAUCAGAAAGAACAUGCGUCGUUUCAGCGCAGCGAGAACAAUCUCAUCACCCAGAUGGAAAUCAACCUGGUGGAGGCCUUGUGUGGGCUCAAACACACCAUCAAAACCCUUGAUAACAGAACCCUGGUGAUCGGCUCCCGGCCAGGAGAAGUGAUCAGACCAGGUGACGUGAAAUGUAUUCUGAAUGAAGGAAUGCCCUUACAUAGGAACCCUUUUGAGAGGGGUUUGCUCAUAAUACAGUUCCAGGUAAAAUUCCCAGAGCCGGGUUGGAUUCCUAUCGCUGACCUCCACAAGUUGAGAUUCCUUCUUCCGCCUCAGACGGAUUUUACUGCCACAGAGGACAUGGAGCAGGCUGACCUGAUGGACCUAGAUACACAAAGCCACCACAGCAAUGAGUACACCAGCGAGGCCUUUGAAGACGAGGCAGGGUCCCAGCGAGGUGUCCAAUGCCAGACAUCUUAA